This is a messenger RNA of Letharia lupina, 654 nucleotides long. RefSeq lists its product as uncharacterized. The record is from RefSeq and is a predicted model, not a curated record. Lineage: Eukaryota; Fungi; Ascomycota; Lecanoromycetes; Lecanorales; Parmeliaceae. Bases 1 to 654 code for a protein of 217 amino acids. The transcript has a single exon.
AUGAUGUCCUCAGGGAGCUUUCCCGGUUCAAGUGAACUUCUCUACACAAAUCUUGUCGCUAACUCCCCUCAAUUGCUGUUGCCUUUCUCGUUGGUCGCAUACAACAGCCUCUUCACUUGUAUGCUUCUCGCCAACGAAUGGAAUCAAUAUGCCCACAAUCGCAAACCUCUUCGCGUGACGAGUCCCAGCGGCCUCCAACGUUCCACAUACCGUUUGCAGCUACCAUACAGAUAUGGUGUACCCCUUGAAGUCAUCUCUGAUACGCUGCAUUGGCUAGUCACACAAAGCCUGUUUCUGGCGCGAGUGGCUUUUUUUGAUGACGGCGGUCAAGAAGACAACGGUGCCUCCUACUCAACAGUCGGCUACUCAUGCAUAGCCAUCAUCAAUGGCAUCAUACUCGGCGCCAUUGUCGUCCUCCUCGGAAUUAUGGUCGGCUUCAGAAGAUACAAACCCGGGAUCCCACUUGCCGGCAGUUGCAGUGCCGCCAUCAGUGCUGCGUGUCACCCGACUGAGGACGAUGACGCCGCCGAUAAACCCUUGAUAUGGGGUGUAGUAAGCACGAAGGACGGCGUCGGACAUUGCUGUUUCACUAGUUUCGAGGUGACGGCGCCUGUCGUGGGCGAGCUUUACGGUGCUCUAGAUAGACAACACUGA